Messenger RNA from Sphaerodactylus townsendi, 763 nucleotides. RefSeq names its product putative elongator complex protein 1. The transcript is spliced from 5 exons. Lineage: Eukaryota; Metazoa; Chordata; Lepidosauria; Squamata; Sphaerodactylidae. Gene Ontology annotation, biological process: tRNA wobble base 5-methoxycarbonylmethyl-2-thiouridinylation. Gene Ontology annotation, molecular function: tRNA binding. The record is from RefSeq and is a predicted model, not a curated record. The annotation marks the transcript as partial. Gene Ontology annotation, cellular component: cytosol; elongator holoenzyme complex.
GGAAAUGUAUUGAGAAAAGAAAGUUUGGUGAUGCAGCAAUACUCCUGGAACAAUAUGCCAAGGAUUAUGAAGAAGCCAUCCUCGUCCUCUUGGAAGGGACCGCAUGGGAAGAAGCUUUGAGAUUAAUUUACAAAUACAAUAGAACUGACAUUGCGGAGACCAAUGUAAAGCCGUCUCUGCUGGAAGUACAAAGAAAUCAUUUGGCGUUCCUGGAAACUCAGAAAGAAGCAUUUUCUCGCCAUCAGAAGCGCCUCUCCGUGGUCCGGAAGCUGAAGGAGCAAGCCCGAAAUGAGCUGCAAGAUUUGGAAGACCCACACUGCCCUGAAUCGGACCUCUUUUCUGAUGCCAGCAGCAUUGUGACAGCCAGUGAAGCAAAUUCUAAGUAUUCUCACAGUAACUCGAGAAUAUCUGCGUAUGUAUCUUGCCCUGAGAGGAAACCAUGGUACCUUUUAACAAUCUGUCUUGCUUUUCUUGUUGCAUGUUUUGGAAUUAAAUCUGCCUUGACUGUCUCCUUCAGAUAUGAUGGCUAUGACAGAUUAUCUGUUAGGGAAUCUCCUGAAACAAGGACUCCCAAAUUGGAAGGCACUUUUGGAAUUAAGAAAACGAGUGAGGCUGCUGCCCUGGCAAAAUGGCUGCCACAGGAGUGGGACUUAUGACAAAAUGGCUGCCACAGGGAUGUGUUCAGUUGCAAAACCUGGGAAGGUUUCACAAAAAGUUAAAUGCACACUCCAAGGGAGUCUUUCAUAUCUAUGAACUUUAUGUA